Acanthosepion pharaonis is the source of this 891-nucleotide messenger RNA. Lineage: Eukaryota; Metazoa; Mollusca; Cephalopoda; Sepiida; Sepiidae. The record is from the annotation of a GenBank genome assembly.
AUGAUUCGUCUUUCCGGUGGAGUUGAAAACUUAUUACACACUGAAUUAUCUAUCUAUCUAUCUAUCUAUCUAUCUAUCUAUCUAUCUAUCUAUCUAUCUAUCUAUCUCAGUCUGGUCAUAUUCUAUCUAUCUAUCUAUCUAUCUAUCUAUCUAUCUAUCUAUCUAUCUAUCUAUCUCAGUCUGGUCAUAUUCUAUCUAUCUAUCUAUCUAUCUAUCUAUCUAUCUAUCUAUCUAUCUCAGUCUGUUCAUAUCUAUCUAUCUAUCUAUCUAUCUAUCUAUGUUCAUAAUUAUCUCUUUUGUUCAUAUCUAUCUAUCUAUCUAUCUAUCUAUCUAUCUAUCUAUCUAUCUAUGUUCAUAAUUAUCUCUUUUGUUCAUAUCUAUCUAUCUAUCUAUCUAUCUAUCUAUCUAUCUAUCUAUCUAUCUAUCUAUCUAUACAGAAGUCAUGUCACCCUCUGUCCGAAAACAGAGGUUUUGUCACUCUCUGUCCAAAGACAGGGGUUUUGUCACCCGCGUUCCGAAGACAGGGGUCUUACUCUCUGUCCGAAGACAGAGGUCAUGUCACCCUCUGUCCGAAUACAGAGGUCUUGUCACCCUCUGACUGAAAACAGAGAUUUUGUCACCCUCUGCCCGAAGACAGAGGUCUUGUCACCUUCUGCCCGAAGACAGGGGUUAUGUCACCCUCUGCCCGAAAACAGAGGUUUGUCACCCUCUGUCCGAAGACAGGGGUUUUGUCACCCGCGUUCCGAAGAGAGGGGUCUUACUCUCUGUCCGAAGACAGAGGUUAUGUCUCCCUCUGUCCGAAUACAGUGGUGUUGUCACCCUCCGUCUGAAAACAGAGAUUUUGUCACCCUCUGUCCGAAGACAGAGGUCAUGUCACCUUCUUCCCGAUGA